AUGCGCAGUUGGUCAUCACAUAGUGUCGAUCAUGUCGAACCCUUUCACAAAUGUAUUCAUGACCUUAUAGAAAAUCUCACAAAGUUUAAUAAUGAAGUGAAAAUUCAUCUCUACAUCAUAUCAAAUACUCGUCAACGUCGUCAAAAUCUAAUCAAUCAAAUUUCGAAUAUUUAUCAAAAUACAUCUAUUGAAAUUCUUAAUCCAUUCGACAUGUCACACACAACGAAUAUUGUUGAAAAGAUGCAAUACACAUUAGCAGAAUUACUUAUUUUAUCUAAAAUGAAAUAUUUAAUCACAACAUCGAAAUCAACAUUCGGUAUGAUUGCUCAAGGUUUAGCACGUAAAGGUGCUUGGAUAGUAAGACAAGGUGCAAAUAAUGAAAUUCAAUCUGUUGAUUCAAAUCUGUGUCAAUGGGAAUCAACAAGUGAACCCGAAUAUCAAAUCAUGGAUUCAUCUUUAUUUAAGAAUAGUUGUUUGAAAAAUCAAGGUGCAAUGCAAAAUAGGUCGAUGUACAUGUCGAAAACUCAUCAUAAACAAUCGAAAGUUAAAUUUGAUGAUGGUUGGUUUCAUUGUUCAAUUCCAUCGUCUGAAGAUGAUAUCGAUGUGAAAAAUAUAUCGAAUAAUUAUCGAUGGACUGCCAUUCAAUUACCACAUAUUGAAGAAGAAUCGACUGAACAAAGUUGGUUAUAUCGGAAACAGUUCUCAUGGAAAUCAGAUCAUCAAGUUGAGAUUAGCUUUGAAACAUUAAAUUCAAACUUCUCAAAUCAGUUUUUGACUAUUUGGUUAAACGAAAACGAAAUAUUUUCCGAUCAAAUCCAAUCUUCUCCUAUUUCAAUCGAUAUAUCGGAUCGAAUAAUAGAUGAAAAUACAUUGAUAAUCUUAUCCAAAAACACGUCAUUUGCUUUACAUGUAUAUUUACUUGUACCAAAGCAUAAUUCAAAGAAAAAGAAAACAUUACCGGAAUUACCUUUGACGAAAAACCGAGUUUUAGAUUAUCUCAUUCGAUUUAAUGAUACCGACGGUUUAUUCGAAAUUAAUUCCACGUCUAAUCUACUCAAUGUAAGUUCCAAUCAGAAAAUCAAUAACGAUGCAGAUAGUACAAAGACAAAUGUGAGCACAUCGUCAAACACAAGCAGCAUUCUGGAUCAUUUAGUCUAUUCAAAUCAAUUUGAGAGAGAAAGUCCUCCUGAGAUUGUGAUUCAUGAUGAUGAUAAUGAAGAGCUUCAAGUUCCACGUUUGACAAUUCUUAUGUUGGUUGUUGGAACACGAGGAGACGUUCAACCAUAUGUAGCUUUUGGUCAAAAACUUCGUUCAGCUGGUCAUCGUGUUCGUUUAGCAACUCACGAGAAAUUUCGAAAAUUCGUUCGUGAACACGACUUAGAAUUCUAUCCAAUCGCAUCCAAUCCCGAAGAUUUAAUGUCAUACAUGGUGAAAAAUGGUGGCGUUUUUCCGUCUUUAACUAGCGUUAUUGAAGGAGAUUUAAAACGCAAUCGUCGUGAUAUAAAAAAUAUUCUUGAAUCAACAUGGUUAGCUUGUAUUGAUAAAGAUGAUGAAACAUCAAUUUCAUUUACUGCUGAAGUUAUUAUUGCUAAUCCUCCAUCAUUUGGUCAUAUACAUUGUGCACAAAAACUACGAAUUCCAUUACAUAUGAUAUUUACAAUGCCAUGGUCACCAACAACUCAUUUUCCUCAUGCUUUUUGCAAAGUAGAAUGUUCAACAACAUCAGCAAAAGAAAAACUAAAUUGGGUUUCUUACGAUGCAAUUGAAACUUUGACAUGGUCCAGUACACAUGAUAUUGUCAAUCGAUUUCGACGAGAUACUUUAGGACUUCCACCAAUACAUGUUCGUCAAGCAGUGCGAAUGCUUGUGGAUGAAAAUGUACCAUAUACAUAUUGUUGGUCACCAUCACUAGUUCCUGCUCCACUUGACUGGCCACCGCAUAUCAAUGUGUCUGGUUAUUUCUUUCUUGAUAAUGAAAAACAGUCGUUUAAACCAUCGGAUGAUUUAGUAAGCUUUCUUGGCUUGAAUGAAAAUCAGGAGAAACAAACGAAAGUUUCUGCACCGUUGUAUAUUGGAUUUGGUUCGAUUACAGGAAAUGAUUCGAAUCGUCUUUUGAAAAUUAUUCUGGAAGCUUUAAAGAAAACAAAUUAUCGCGCAUUACUUUCAGGUUUUGAUGAAAAUGACGACGAAUUACCCUCAAAUAUUCUCAAAAUUUCUGAUAUUCCUCAUGAUUGGCUUUUUCAACAUGUUUCGGCUGUGUGUCAUCAUGGUGGUGCUGGUACAACCGCAGCAGGACUUCGUGCUGGAAAACCUUCGAUAAUUGUUCCAUUUUUUGGUGAUCAAUUUUUCUGGGGCCAUGUCAUUGAAAAAUCUGGCGCUGGUUCAAAACCUUUUCCUGGCAAACAAGUCACUGCCGACGAAUUAGCGGAAGCAUUUGAAAGCGCCCAUACGUCAUCAGCGCGAGAAGCUGCUGAGCACAUUCGCGAUGCCAUAGCUCAUGAAAAUGGAUGUUCAACAGCAUUGCGAAUAUUUCAUUCUCAGUUGCCAUUAUCAAGAAUGCGAAGUGAUCUGGAAUCGACAUUUGCUGCAUGUUAUCGUGUUAAUGAAUACGAUUUACAAGUCUCACGACCGGUCGCUCAAGUUUUGAUUGCAGCUGGUGCUUUAGAUGAGUCACAAUUCAGUCCACAUUCGACUCGAGAAUGGUUAUCAAUGUAUGAUGAUCGUGUUCAUCUUCCAACGAGUGGAGUUUUGAAACAUACGAGUAAAGCAUUUUCACAUGUUUUCAUCCAAACUGCUGGCGGAAUGAAACGAGCUUUCAGUGGAGGCAAUUUGGUUACAGGAGCUGUUACCGGCGUGAGUGGAGCAUGUAAAAAUGUUGGAAAAGGUGUCGGUCAUUUAUCAGUCGGUGUCUUAUCGUUAUACGGUGAAUUUACAGAUGUUCUCGAUCGUUUUCCACUGUUAUAUGAUCGAUAUAGUGAUUUGGAUGCGCAUGAUCGUCCACAUGUCACUGAUUGUAAGUCAGGUGUAAAAGCAGCAGGUCAUGUAAUUUUAGACGGUUGGAAAGAUGGUCUGACAGGACUAGUUCGAAAACCUCGUGUAGGAUAUCGUCGUCAUGGAAUCUUAGGUGGUGCAAAUGGUGCGUUAAUUGCCGCUGCAAAUGGAAUUGUCAAGCCUACAGUUGGGUCAUUGGCUUCAGUGACUUGGUUAGGUCGCGGAAUGUAUGCAAGUGUGAAGAAGAGGAAAAGAUCUCGAACUGUUAAGAAAAAUUCUUUAAUUAACAAAAUUUCAGCACAAACAGCAUUUCCAGCUUUAUCCUCAACCGAUGAAGAUGAGCACGAAGAAGAUAAUGAUGAUGACGAGAUACCACGAACAAUCAAAUUUGCUGCUAUUGUAUCUGGUUAUUCUGCGGAUGUUUGUCAAGAUAUUUUAAAUAAAUUCGAACAAGUGAAACAACAUCAUGAGCGACUACGAAUAUCCUCACCAGAUCAAUCAAAUCAAUCUCGAAGAAAACGACUACGUAUACAUCAUCGGAGAAAUUCUGAUUCUGCUCUUUAA
This is a messenger RNA of Adineta ricciae, 3555 nucleotides long. NCBI's taxonomy places the organism in Eukaryota, Metazoa, Rotifera, Eurotatoria, Adinetida, Adinetidae. The record is from the annotation of a GenBank genome assembly.